Penicillium brevicompactum is the source of this 2562-nucleotide messenger RNA. RefSeq names its product H(+)-transporting V0 sector ATPase subunit a. NCBI's taxonomy places the organism in Eukaryota, Fungi, Ascomycota, Eurotiomycetes, Eurotiales, Aspergillaceae. The coding region runs from base 1 to 2562 and encodes 853 amino acids. Gene Ontology annotation, molecular function: ATPase binding; proton-transporting ATPase activity, rotational mechanism. Gene Ontology annotation, cellular component: fungal-type vacuole membrane; vacuolar proton-transporting V-type ATPase complex; vacuolar proton-transporting V-type ATPase, V0 domain. The transcript has 3 exons. Gene Ontology annotation, biological process: vacuolar acidification; proton transmembrane transport. The record is from RefSeq and is a predicted model, not a curated record.
AUGGCUCCGCAGGACACCUUCUUCCGCUCGUCGGACAUGAGCUUGACCCAGCUCUACAUCGCCAACGAGAUCGGAAGAGAGGUCGUCAGUGCAUUGGGUGAAAUUGGCCAGGUCCAGUUCCGUGAUCUGAACCCGGACACGAACGCUUUCCAACGUGCCUUCACCAAGGAGAUCCGUCGCCUGAACAAUGUCGAAAGACAACUCACCUACUUCCACGAGCAGAUCGAAAAAGCCAGUAUUCCUCUGAGAUCAUCGCAGGACUUUUCCGAUACCCUUGCCGCCCCUUUGGCAUCCGAGAUCGACGAGUUGUCCGAUCGCAGCGAGAGCCUUGAGCAACGCAUCGUUUCGCUGAAUGACAGCUACGAGACACUGAAAAAGCGCGAGGUCGAGCUGACCGAGUGGCGCUGGGUGCUUAGAGAAGCCGGCGGAUUCUUCGACCGUGCUCACACCCAAACCGACGAUAUUCGCCAGUCCCUGGAUAACGAUGAAGCCCCUCUGCUGCGUGAUGUCGAGCACCAUGCCUCUCGCCAGAACGGGGACACCCAAACCCAGAGCUUCUCGGAGAUGAACAUUGGUUUUGUCGCUGGUGUCAUUCCCCGGGAGAAGAUUGGAACCUUUGAGCGUGUGCUCUGGCGCACUCUGCGUGGUAACCUUUACAUGAACCAGUCCGAGAUCCCGGAACCCAUCAUUGACCCCGCAACCAACGAGCCAACCUACAAGAAUGUCUUCGUCAUCUUCGCCCACGGAAAGAACAUUCUGACCAAGAUCCGCAAGAUCUCAGAAGGUCUCCAGGCAUCUUUGUACGGCGUUGAUGAGAACAGCGAGCUCAGAAGGGAUCAGAUCCACGAAGUGAACACUCGCCUUGGUGACGUUGGCAGCGUUCUGCGUAACACCAAGAGCACCCUUGACGCAGAGCUCUCACAGAUCGCCCGCUCUCUCGCUGCUUGGAUGAUUAUCGUCAAGAAGGAAAAGGCCGUCUACGCCACGCUGAACACGUUCUCGUACGACCAAGCGCGCAAGACCCUGAUCGCCGAGGCUUGGUGUCCGACCAACUCUCUGGGGUUGAUCAAGACGACUUUGCAGGACGUGAAUGACCGUGCCGGUCUCUCUGUCCCCACCAUUGUCAACCAGAUCCGCACCAACAAGACCCCUCCGACCUACGUCAGGACCAACAAGUUCACCGAGGCGUUCCAAACCAUUGUCGAUGCCUACGGUAUCGCCAAGUACUCCGAAGUCAACCCCGGUCUGUACACGGUUGUCACUUUCCCCUUCUUGUUCGCGGUCAUGUUCGGUGACUGUGGUCACGGUUUCCUGAUGACCAUGGCUGCUUCUGCCAUGAUUUUCUGGGAGAAGAAGCUUCACCGGACCAAGCUGGACGAACUGACAUACAUGGCAUUCUACGGACGAUACAUCAUGCUCAUGAUGGGUCUGUUCUCGAUCUAUACUGGGUUCAUCUAUAACGAUAUCUUCUCCAAAUCUUUCACCAUUUUCCCCAGUCAGUGGCAGUGGCCCGCGGACAUCAAGGCCGGCCAGAUGGUCGAGGCUACUCUGAAAGAAGGCUACCGUUUCCCCUUCGGUCUGGACUGGAACUGGCAUGAGGCAGACAACUCCUUGCUCUUUUCUAACAGUAUGAAGAUGAAGAUGAGUGUGCUUCUUGGAUGGUCCCACAUGACCUAUGCCCUCUGCUUGCAGUACGUCAACGGACGGCACUUCAAGUCCAAGGUCGACAUCUGGGGCAACUUUGUUCCCGGCAUGCUCUUCUUCCAGUCGAUCUUUGGUUACCUCGUCCUUACUAUCCUCUACAAGUGGUCUGUGAACUGGCAGGAGAAGGGAGUCAACCCUCCCAACUUGCUCAACAUGCUCAUUUUCAUGUUCCUGAGCCCCGGCUCGGUCGCACCAGACGAACAACUCUACCCAGGCCAGGGCACGGUUCAGACUCUCCUGCUUCUCAUUGCCGUGGCACAGGUUCCGGUGAUGCUGUUCCUCAAGCCAUUCUGGCUGCGCCACGAGCACAACAAGAACCGCGCUCUCGGAUACCGCGGCCUCGGUGAACACUCUCGCGUCAGUGCCCUGGAUGAAGAAGGUGAUGAGACCGCCCUCCUGGGCGGUCGCCCCAGCGACGACGGUGUGGCCAUGCUCGCCCAGGACAUGGGUGACGGCGAGGAGCACGAGGAGUUUGACUUUGGCGACAUCAUGAUUCACCAGGUCAUCCACACCAUCGAGUUCUGUCUCAACUGUAUCUCGCACACCGCCUCGUACCUCCGUCUCUGGGCUCUGUCGCUCGCCCACCAGCAGCUCUCUAUCGUUCUGUGGACCAUGACCAUUGGUAGUGCCUUCGACCAGGAAUCGCCCGUGACCCGUGUGAUCAUGAUCGUGGUCAGCUUCUACCUGUGGUUCGUGUUGACAAUUGCCAUUCUGUGUGUGAUGGAAGGCACCAGUGCGAUGUUGCACUCCCUCCGUCUCCACUGGGUUGAGGCGAUGAGCAAGCACUUUGUCGGUGAGGGAAUUCCCUUCGUGCCGUUCAGCUUCAAGACCCUCUUGGAGGAUGACCCUGUCGACUAG